GCGCAGGCGCAAGGAGCUGGCGCAGGCGCGUGGGCGGCGUGCUCUGAGGCUCCAGGCUCCCUCCCGCCCCUGGCCAGGUGGGAAGGGGUCAAAAUGGCGGCCGCCGGCGCUGUGGCUACUCGGCUGCUCCUGCUCUUGCUGGUGGCGGCUGCAGCUCCCAGCCGGGCGCGGGGUAGCGGCUGCCGGUCCGGGACCGCUCUGCGGGGGGCGGGGGCAGAAGGUCGAGAGGGUGAGGGCUGCGGCACCGUGGGGCUGCUGCUGGAGCACUCAUUUGAGAUCGAUGACAGUGCCCACUUCCGGAAGCGGGGCUCACUGCUCUGGAACCAGCAGGAUGGCACUUUGUCCCUCUCGCAGCGGCAGCUCAACGAGGAGGAGCGGGGCCGGCUCCGGGAUGUGGCAGCCUUGAAUGGCCUGUACCGUGUCCGGGUCCCUCAGCGCCCUGGGGCCCCUGAUGGCCCAGAAGCUGGCAGCUACGUCUCCUCCUUUGUCCCCGCGUGUUCGCUGGUGGAGUCGCACCUCUCGGACCAGCUGACGCUGCAUGUGGAUGUGGCUGGCAACGUGGUGGGCAUGUCGGUGGUGACGCACCCCGGGGGCUGCAGGGGCCACGAAGUGGAAGAUGUGGACCUGGAGCUGUUUAACACUUCAGUGCAGCUGCAGCCGCCAGCCACCGCCCCAGGUCCUGAGACGGCCGCCUUCAUCGAGCGCCUGGAGAUGGAGCAGGCCCAGAAGGCCAAGAACCCCCAGGAACAGAAGUCCUUUUUCGCCAAAUAUUGGAUGUACAUCAUUCCCGUCGUCCUGUUCCUCAUGAUGUCAGGAGCGCCGGACGCCGGGGGCCAGGGAGGGGGUGGCGGUGGGGGUGGCGGUGGAGGCAGUGGCCGCUGAGGGGCCUGUCGGCGCCCUGGUCCUGUCAUCCAGGCAGCUCCCUUCUUGCUCAGAGAGCCCGUGUCCUUGGUGGUCCCGGGAAGGAUUUUCGAGCCGCUCCCGUCUCCGUCCCAGGAGGCUGGCAGGACACCCCUCCCCAGGAGUCCUUUCCCUCUAGUCCUUGCUGUGUCUCUGGGCGCAGGCCGCGCUCCAGUGCGCCCUGCCGUCCACCAUGGCCCCUCCGCAGCCCCCAAGGCUUCCCUGUGCCCACAGCAUGGAGCCCGAGCUUCGGGGCCAGCUCUGCCCCUGCGUUUGCCUCCCCGUUUCCCCCGAGCCUCACAGUUUGGGAACAUGCCGAGUUCUCUCCAGCCUCUGUGCCUUUGUUGGUCAUCUUCUCGUGCUGCCUGUCCCCGGUCGGGCGAGAUGGUCUCCUAACUUGUCUGACACUGGAGUGGGCCACGCGCUUCCCACCUGUCUGCCCUUGAGGGGCCUGGUGCAGAGCAGGGGUGGGCUGGCCAGGGGUGCCCCCCCGCCAGGCUCCGUUCCUCCCAGCAGCCCUGCCUUGGGACGCUGCCCGGCCUUUAUCUGGCCCUGACCCUGGCCCUGGCCCUGACCCUGGCCCUGGCCCUGGCCCUGUGCAGUUCAGGCAGCCUUGUCAGGAUGCCAGGCCUUCUGUAGGCAUUGGGGUGUGAAGAAAUUACGUUUAAAGUGAAAACAGAACUAAUGUUUAGUGGAGCCCAGGGCCGGAUGAUGUAAAUAGACCCUGUUCGCCUGUCCGGAAUGUCCUCCCUGGGUCUGGGCACUGGGAGGCGCCUGCCUGGCCUUUGCUAUUUAUCACCUCCCCACCCUCUGUCUAUUUAAAACCAUUAAAAAAUAUAUUGAAACACA
Suricata suricatta (meerkat) is the source of this 1749-nucleotide messenger RNA. RefSeq names its product ER membrane protein complex subunit 10 (gene EMC10). Lineage: Eukaryota; Metazoa; Chordata; Mammalia; Carnivora; Herpestidae. The record is from RefSeq and is a predicted model, not a curated record. Gene Ontology annotation, cellular component: EMC complex. The transcript is spliced from 7 exons. Bases 94 to 882 code for a protein of 262 amino acids.